Molecule: messenger RNA, 642 nt
Organism: Dovyalis caffra
Lineage: Eukaryota; Viridiplantae; Streptophyta; Magnoliopsida; Malpighiales; Salicaceae
Source: the annotation of a GenBank genome assembly
AUGUGGCAAAGGAGAUUCUUACACCCUUACACUGUGAUGGCAAUAUCCUCCAUCCAAUCAAUCAAUCCACGUGUGAAUUCUCUGUUGGACAACAAGAUCCUAACCUCAUUUAAUAGUUGGGCCACAUUUCAUGCCAGCCAAGGUUUCAUUGAGCCAAAAUGGCUAGCCUACGGUGAGAUCAUCGACGGACGAUAUGCCAUGUUGGGAGCUGUUGGUGCCAUUGCACCAGAAAUUCUUGGCAGUGCUGGGCUCGUACCUCCAGAGACCGCCCUUCCUUGGUUCAGGACUGGGGUGAUCCCACCUGCCCGGACAUACAACUACUGGGCAGAUCCAUUCACACUGUUUUUGUUGGAGAUGGCACUCAUCGGAUUCGCAGAGCACAGAAGAUUCCAGGACUGGGCAAAACCAGGUCCCAUGGGCAAGCAGUACUUCUUGGGGUUUGAGAAAUAUUUGGGAGGGUCUGAAGAGCCAGCCUACCCGGGUGGACCCUUGUUUAACCCACUUGGGUUCGGGAAAGAUGAGAAGUCGUUCAAAGAUUUGAAGUUGAAGGAGGUGAAGAGUGGCAGGUUGGCUAUAUGUCGGCCGUCUUGUGUGACUGGAGUUGGACCAUACCAAAACCUCUUGGAUCACUUGGCUGAGUAG